UGCUACACUGUAAUAAGCAGACUAUUGUGGAAUUGUCAAGUGGAGAGGGACGUGCAUUUUCCUCUUCCAUGUGGAGUGGUUGUGUUGCACAGCACUAACUGCCAACUCAUUUGGUUACUUAACCAACGCACACGGCGUAUCACUGCUCAUCUCGCCAUCUGCUUAAUGGUUUUUCUGCGCCGAGAUCCGCAUGGUGCGCGUAUUAUGCGCGUAAAGGGAUUUCAUUAGGCCGAUCUAUCAGGCCGGAAGUGCGCGUCACGCCAUUGAUUGUGUGCCGGGAAGGGAAGAGGGAACAACGGGAUGAACAUGCUCAACAUAUGUCGAGCUAGCCAAAUGUUGAAGGAUUCGAUUGUCGAUGCAUUGCCAACCGUAAAGAUUACAGUGUAUUGAUUAUGUUGGUUUAAUCGUCUAAUCCGUCUAUAAAAAUCCGGGCGGGAGCUUGUUAAGGAUAUACCGAAGUAUGCUCGAAGUAUGUAUUUAUACGACACAUGUAUAAUUAUGAUUCAACGCGCGCGUUUGGUUUAUUGAUUGAAUUGAAAGACACGGUAAUAUGUAUGAAAACACGUGACUCAUAUCCAUCGUGUUGGUAAACAAUCGCGCCAGCCUCGGGAAGCGAGCAGGGACAGGCGCCGGGUGAGUCAGUGUGACACACGCCUGAUUCACGCUGUUCACGGUCUGUUUUCGACGAUGUCUGCUUCACUUGUAACAGUCUACUUAUCAUCCACGAAACGUGCCAUCUACAUACUGUGCUACACGGUAUUGCUCCCGCAUAAUACACCGCAUUGUGUCCGUCCGGCACAGAUGACCGGUUUGAUUUCUUUCGUCCACGCGGCCGCUUUUCCUCACUGCCACAAUUCUAUGCAGAUUACUUCCUGCUUGUCGUUGACAGCGUGCUGACACGGCGCAAAUUGUUAGUGCUGAGCGCGGCAGUUUUCAGGAUCACGGUUAAUGGAUUUUCUCGCCGCCAGCGCGCUCAUCGUCCGCGAAAGCCUAUACGGCUUUCUACCGAGCUUUUAAUUUCCUGUUAUGCUUCUCCGUUUUCAUCAUCUGAUCCGUGUGUUUUUCUCCACUUUAAUCCAUUAAUCCGUUAAUUGGAAUCGCCGGGAUGGUGGUGUGCUUCCAUGUCUCCCGUCCCGUCGGUGGCCGGCGCCCGCGGGCGGUCGAGCGGGCGCUGCACGCCAUCAGCGCCACGUCGACGCGGACGCUGGCCGGUUGGCGGCGCCACUGGCCGCCGGCGCUGCUGCAGCGCUCGGCCAGUCUUCUGCGCAGCCGGCGCUUCCGGAAGACGGCCGUGAAGGAGGAGGGUCCAGCGCCGCCGGCCGAUCCCGACUGCGCCAGCUUCCGCAGUGAUAGUUCGCGGGCGUCCGGUUCCUGGCGGUCGCAGUGUUCGCUCAGCGCAUCCGAAACAACCGAUCUCGUCAAUCUGCCGGAAGAGCAAAUCUGGCAGAAGCGUGAUGAGCCGGCAGUCCUCCAGCAAUCCGCGGACGCCCUCGCUGUGGAUUCCUUAACCAUGGGCACCCCCCGCGGGAGCGGCCUGACCAUGAACCCCCCGUCCGGCAGCGCCCAGGCCCGCCAUUCCGCCGACCGCGACGUCCCGGCGUCGGCCCGGACGCGCCCGGCCAUCGCCACCUCCCAGUCGGAGCACUACGAUCUCCAGCACCGCCAGACCCUGCCCACCAGCGGCACCGGUCUGACGCAUCUCCUGUCGCCCGGCGGCCUCGACGAUUACCAGUACGCCCGGCAGACAGGGCCCGACACCUCCUCCAUCCGCUCCUCGGAGCGCUCCAAAGCCACGCAAAAGAGCUCAAAGUCGUUAACCCGGCGCCUGUCGUCCUUCUUCACGCGCUCCUUCCGCCGGAAACGGACGCCGGCCGGGACGCCGACGACCCCGGGGUCGGAGAGUAAACGAGUGUCGUAUUCGGCCAGCGCCGCCAGUUAUGAUGAGCGACCCGGAAGUGCGGCCACCCGUCUCAGUUUGGAGGACUCAGAUUAUAUUGCCCAACGCAGCCAGCAGCUGCUGCGGCUGGGCUUCUCCCUGAACAUCGAGGAGGCCCUGGCCCAGGAGCCGGACACCUUCGUCUUCGUUCCGCUGACCGACUCCGGCUACUUCUCCUCCGACUGCGACGACCUGGAGAAGCUCCCGGAAGUCAGUCUCAUGGAGCUGGAGGAGGUCCCCCUCCCGGAUUCACCGCCCCGCCCCACACCCCCGCCACGUCACACCAACCCGGCGUCCCAGCGCCACCGCCCAACGGCCCUGCGCCCCCACAGCAACCGCCUGUCGGACGGACAUUCCCCGGUGACGCACCCGCUGAUGCGCCAGACGGACGUCGGCGGGAGUCCGAUGGGCAGCCCGGUGAGCUACGACGGCGCGUCGACCUCCGGGGGCCGUCGGGAGACGCCGGGACGACGGCUGUCCUUCAUCGAGGGCACCUCCGUGAUGGAGAGCAUCAACCAUCUGGCCUAUCCCAGCCAGAUGCUCCUGGAGGAGGACGACGGACUGCCGCCGGUCAGUCGGCGCGCCAAGGAGAAGCUGCGUUUUAAACGCCACCCGUGGAAGUGGAUCAAGAGCAAAUUCUAAACGAUCUUUCAAGGAAUUUUCACAAUAUUAUUUAUGGAUAAAUUCGCCCGGUGACAUAUAAUUUUUGGGGAGGUGUAUUUAUUUUUGAUUAUUCUUUGUGGAGUUUGGAGGCGGCUGCUCACUUGAUUCAUUUACCGGUAGCUCAAAUCUGCAAUGCUUAUUUUUGUUCAGCCGGCGUCUAAUGAUGCCGGUGACCUUUUUCCAUUUUUAUAAACGUUUGACUGGUUUUGAUCCCAAUUCCCAACCGAUAGAUAUUCUGACGGCGAUGAUAAUUAUUAUUAUUCUCGUAUUAACCAACAGUACCUUGCUCGAUGUAUUGCACGUAUAACGUUUAAUAAAGAACGUCAUUUG
This is a messenger RNA of Paramacrobiotus metropolitanus, 2929 nucleotides long. RefSeq lists its product as uncharacterized. Lineage: Eukaryota; Metazoa; Tardigrada; Eutardigrada; Parachela; Macrobiotidae. Bases 1106 to 2578 code for a protein of 490 amino acids. The transcript has 4 exons. The record is from RefSeq and is a predicted model, not a curated record.